This is a messenger RNA of Ambispora gerdemannii, 134 nucleotides long. The record is from the annotation of a GenBank genome assembly. Lineage: Eukaryota; Fungi; Glomeromycota; Glomeromycetes; Archaeosporales; Ambisporaceae.
AUGUCUAGAAAAACACCUGCUGCUAUGACGGAGCGAAAUCCAUCACGUAAAUCUAAUAACGAUUUUUGUUCUUCCGUUAACGAUAUAUCGAUAUGGCUUCUGCAAAACCUAAAUAAGGAUUUUAAUGCAUUGCG